CAAGCUCAACGUGCGACAUGGACGAACUAGUCGAGUUACGUCGCAAUCUCGAAGAAAAAUCGUUAGAAGUUGACAGGCUUCGUCAGAAACUAAAGCUAUACGAGGAACAUGAUAAAAGGCACAAGGCUAUGCUUGAUUGUGAAUUAAUCAAUGAUAAUAAUCUGCAUACUAUUCCACAUUUAUCUGUGAUUUCUAAACUAGAAAACUCAUCAAUCGCGAGACACAGUAGACAACUGAUUUUACCUGAAAUUGGUGUUAAAGGACAGAUAUCCAUUGCUAAUACGUCAGUAUUAAUAGUUGGAGCCGGUGGAUUAGGAUGUCCUUCUGCCAUUUAUCUAGCUGCUGCUGGUAUUGGUCGUCUUGGUAUUGUUGAUUAUGAUGAAGUUGAAUUGAGCAACCUCCAUCGUCAAGUAUUACAUACAGAGGAUAGAAUAGGCAUUGAAAAGUCUGCAUCUGUAACCACAGCAAUUAAAGGCUUGAAUUCAUCAGUGGUUUGCAUCCCAUAUCAUAUGUCACUGAACAGUUCAAAUGCUAUCCAAGUUAUUCAACAAUAUGAUAUAGUAUUGGAUUGCACUGACAACGUGGCUACAAGGUAUUUAUUGAAUGAUGCAUGUGUGCUGACUGGUAAGCCAUUGGUAUCAGGAAGUGCACUCAGGUUUGAAGGACAGGUUACAGUUUAUAACACUCAAGACGGACCAUGCUAUAGAUGUCUGUUUCCAAUACCACCACCCCCAGAAACAGUGACAAAUUGCUCGGAUGGUGGUGUACUUGGUGUAGUGCCAGGAAUCAUUGGUUGUAUACAAGCAUUGGAAACAUUGAAAAUUGCUUCAGGCAUUGGUGCAUCAUACUGUCAGAAAUUACUAGUUUUUGAUGGAAUUGAUGGGACAUUCAGAACCAUUAAACUGAGAUCAAAGAAAAAAAACUGUGUAGUAUGCAGUGAGAAUCCCACCAUUACACAGCUGAUAGAUUAUGAACAGUUCUGUGGUUCCAAAGCCACAGAUAAGAGCAAGACUGUGAAAUUGUUGUCCAAUGAGAAUAGAAUAUCUGUGGAGAAUUAUGCAAAUAUUGUGAAAGAAAAACACUAUCAUGUUUUAGUUGAUGUCAGGACACCAUGUGAAAUGGAUAUAUGUCAGCUUCCAAAUACCAUUAAUAUACCAAUUACUGAGGUUGGUAAAAACAAUGAUAACAUGCAUAAGUUGAAAACUGCCAUUGAUAAACUCACUGAUCAAGUUCAAACAGUGCCUGUGUAUGUGGUAUGUAGACUUGGCAAUGAUUCACAGUCCGCUGUUCAGAUUUUACAAGAGAUGUUAUCUGAUUUACCAGUCACAAUCAAAGACAUUCGUGGAGGACUCGUGCAGUGGGCUAAGAAGAUUGAUCCAGAAUUCCCACAGUAUUAAUUAAAAUAAGCCCACAUAUUCAGAUUGUGUAUUGGAAUUCACCAAAGUGUACCACUUUGAUGCCUAACCUGAAUGAAUUAUGGCACCCUC
Molecule: messenger RNA, 1487 nt
Organism: Saccoglossus kowalevskii
Lineage: Eukaryota; Metazoa; Hemichordata; Enteropneusta; Harrimaniidae
Product: adenylyltransferase and sulfurtransferase MOCS3-like
Biological process (GO): tRNA wobble position uridine thiolation; protein urmylation
Cellular component (GO): cytosol; cytoplasm
Molecular function (GO): URM1 activating enzyme activity; adenylyltransferase activity; thiosulfate-cyanide sulfurtransferase activity
Source: RefSeq, a predicted model, not a curated record